Messenger RNA from Helianthus annuus (common sunflower), 369 nucleotides. Its product is annotated as probable pectinesterase/pectinesterase inhibitor 61. The coding region runs from base 1 to 369 and encodes 122 amino acids. Lineage: Eukaryota; Viridiplantae; Streptophyta; Magnoliopsida; Asterales; Asteraceae. The transcript has a single exon. The record is from RefSeq and is a predicted model, not a curated record.
AUGAUGAAUUACGGGAGGCUUGAACCAAAAUCACAAGCCGAAUCAUCAGAAGAAGCGGCUAACAAACCACCCACAAAAUCAAAAUCGAAGCUAAAACUCCUCCUCCUCGUCAUCGGAAUCAUCCUCACUGUGGCGUCGGCGGUGUCGGUGACACUGGCAGUAACGCUCCGACCAAAGUCGUCCGGCGGAUCUGGUUCAAUGAUCCGGCCGAAACCGACGAAAGCCAUUUCCCGGGUGUGCAGCCGUACACUCUACCACAACUUGUGCGUGAACUCGUUUCUGGAUUUCCCGGGUUCACUGAGCGCCACGGAUAAAGACCUGGUUCAUAUUUCACUGAGCUCAAAUCUGAUUGUGGCGGUGAUGGUGUAG